CUGCCUAUUGACGCAGUCGCAGUCAUCUUCUCUGCAAAACUGUUUACAGUGUUUGAUUCAAAUUGUUAAAAAUGGGAGUCAAAGAUCUGUGGAAUAUUUUGUCACCUUUGUGCGAGAGGAAACCAAUGUUUGAGCUUCAAGGGAAAACAGUAGCAAUCGACAUAAGUGGUUGGGUCGUAGACAGUCAAACGGUGACUGAUAAUCAUGCUCAGCCAAAGAUGUACCUCAGGAACUUGUACUUUCGUACAGCAUUUCUCCUUAUGCACGAGAUACAACCAGUAUUUGUGUUAGAAGGGAAAGCACCGGAUUUGAAACAUAAUGCUAUCGCGAAAAGGAAUAAUAUUCGUAAUGGAUUUCGAGAAAGGAAAACUGCUGGUAAAGGAAGAAGACCGCAGCUUAAUAGAAUUCUUAAAGAAUGCAAAGAACUACUUGGCUAUAUGGGUUUAGCAUGUAUACAGGGUCAAGGUGAAGCGGAAGCAAUGUGUGCUCAUUUAAAUGAAGAUGGGCUUGUCCAUGGAUGUAUUAGUCAAGAUAGCGAUUGUUUCCUUUAUGGAGCAAAAGUAGUUUACAGAAAUUUUUGUACAAGUGCUCAGGGAAAUCGUGGAGGUACAGGUGGUGCUGUGGAUGAGUACAGCAUAGAGAAAAUAGAAAAGGCACUAGACUUAGGAAGGAAUAAAAUGAUAGCUUUAGCUUUAUUAUGUGGGUGUGACUAUGAUGAGGGAUUAAACGGAGUUGGCAAAGAGGCUGCUAUGAAACUUUUUAAAAUUGUGAAAGAUGAAGAUAUUAUUGAACGCCUAAAAAGUUGGAGAACAGAUGACACUUUAGAUCAUAAAGAAUCACAGUUAUUGUCUUCAAAUGUUUGUUCAUCUUGCGGCCAUAGCGGUAAAGUGCAAAAGCAUACAAAAUCAGGUUGUAUAGACUGUGGUACUGUGGUGAAGUGCAAUAAUUCAUACAAGGAAGAAAGGGCAUUAAUACUGAAUGAAAUUUCAUUACGAAAAAAAGCACUACUUGUUCCAGACUUUCCUAAACAAGAAUUGAUAGACGAAUUUCUUAUUAGAAAAGAUUCAGUGCCUACAAAACUCGAUAUCCAAUGGAAGCAGCCACAAGUUGAUAAGUUCAUUGACUUUGUGGAACGACAUUUGUCUUGGGAACCGCAGUACGCGUUUGAAAAGAUAUUUCCCUUAGCGACACGUUGGCAACUUUUACAUCUUCCAAAUAUUUCUAUCGAAAGUCGGUUUAUACCUGAUUUAUUUAUACCUGAACAAAUAAAAAAGAUUCGAAAUAUUAGGUCAGUAGCAUGUUAUGAAAUAAUAUGGAAAACUGAUCACGAUGUGAUAAGCAGAUUAAAAGAAUACAUAGCAAUGAGUAAAGAAAACGAUGAAGAAAAUAGUGAAGAAAUUCUGUCCGAAUUAACAAGCAUUGAACCGCAAAACGCUGUGAAAGAAUGUUAUUCAGACUUAGUCGAAGUAUUUGAAAACGCAAGAAAUGCAAAAAAGAAGAAACGAACAGUUAAGAGUAAAGUACAAAAUGAUGCCGAUCCUGAAGGAGUUAAAAGUAAACCAGUAAAAAGACGCCAGAAGAAAGCUGGAAAAGUACCUGUAGCUGUAGAAGGCAAUAGAAAGAUCGACGAAUUCAUAAGUAAAGAUCGCUGUUUAUCAUUGGAAGAAUCAUUCGACAGAUUAAGUAUUACACCCAAAAGAUCUAAGCCUUUAGUCGAACAACAAGAAAAUAGAGGAGAAAAUAUUAAACUAAGACGAGGUCCUCAAUUCGAUAAAGUAUUGCAGUUAGAGAAAGUAAAUUCCAAAUUAAAUAAUACAUUAGACAGAAUGUUCAACGAACUCUCGCCUGAUGACUUUGUUAGCGAUAAUGAAGAUUUUGAUUUAGACAUGUCAGAAAUAAUAGACAAUAUAUGCAAAGAAAGAGCUUUCCAAUUUGAUGUAGAUGUACAGAUAAGUAAAGAUGAAAGUAAUUUGAGUAAAAAAUCUCUAAAUUUUGGUACAAGUAGUAUAAGAGAUUUUGAAAUAAAGCCUGGUGAAUGUAGUACAGUUGCUGAUGAAUCUAUUAACGAAUUUGCUGACAUAGAUCAAUCUUAUAUUCCGCUUCAUCAAAGAAUAGGAGCUUUUAGCGGAAAUAUUGGACUUCGAAGUAUUACUACAAAAAAGAAUGAUAGGUUCACUCUAGGAAUUGAUGAUCUUUUAAACGAUACCGAUGAACCUGUUACUUAGUAUUUAGGUUUUCGGUAGUAUACGACUUUUGAGUGACCUCUCCAAAAUAUGAGGUUGGUAGUAUACUUAACCUAGAAGAUACCGAAUUGGUUCAUCUUCUUUCAAAUAACGUUUUUAGUGCGAAGUGUCUUGCAGUUUUUGGAAUACAGACAAAUGAACUUGUAUUUAUAUUGAAUUAGAAAUUCUGUUAAUAUUUGUGAAGUAUUUUCGCAAUCAUCGAAUUUAAGUUGGGUUAAGUAUACUACCACCCUUAUAAUCCAAAAAACCACAAAAAUUCUGUUCGGCGCAAUUUUUCUCUAAAAUUAUGAAGAGGAAGCUAAUAGACUAUUUACAAUAAAAGCAAUAGAUCUCAA
Messenger RNA from Megachile rotundata (alfalfa leafcutting bee), 2578 nucleotides. It is a transcript of the gene Gen, whose product is annotated as XPG-like endonuclease. The record is from RefSeq and is a predicted model, not a curated record. Lineage: Eukaryota; Metazoa; Arthropoda; Insecta; Hymenoptera; Megachilidae. Gene Ontology annotation, molecular function: four-way junction DNA binding; 5'-flap endonuclease activity.